Molecule: messenger RNA, 1350 nt
Organism: Papaver somniferum (opium poppy)
Lineage: Eukaryota; Viridiplantae; Streptophyta; Magnoliopsida; Ranunculales; Papaveraceae
Product: pentatricopeptide repeat-containing protein At5g66520-like
Exons: 1
Coding region: 1-1350 (449 amino acids)
Biological process (GO): RNA modification
Molecular function (GO): RNA binding; protein binding
Source: RefSeq, a predicted model, not a curated record
AUGAUACGAGCUUAUUCAUCAAGUUGUCAUCCACAAAAUUCAUUCAUUCUUUAUAACCAAAUGCACAGAAAUGGACGCCCCUCGCUUGAUAAAUACACAUUCCCUUUCUUACUCAAAGCUUGUUCAGUUCUCAGCGACAUUCGUAAAGGUGAAGAAACCCAUUGUCAAGCUGUUAAGCAUGGGUUUGGUACUAAUAUAUUUGUUCAGAAUUCAUUAAUCCAUUUGUAUGGAUCAAAUGGUAGAAUUAGUUCUGCUCGGUCAGUGUUCGACGAAAUGCUUGAUAGAGAUGUUGCUACAUGGACUACAUUGGUUUCUUGUAAUGCUAACCAUGGGUCAGUAGAAACUGCACACAAGUUGUUCAAGGAAAUGCCUGACAAGAGUGUUGUUUCUUUUAGUGCGAUGAUUAUGGGUUAUGUUAGAAAGGGACGGUUUAAUGAAGCAUUGGAAUUAUUUCGUGAGUUGCAGAUGCAAGGGUUGGAACCUAAUGAUUCUACCAUUAUGGGAGUCAUUUCUGCCUCUGCUAAUUUGGGUAGUUUAGAUUCUGGUAAAUGGAUCCAUUCUUAUAUCAGGAGUAAGAAAGGAAACCAAUUCGAUAGUCGGAUAAAUACUGCACUGAUUGAUAUGUAUUUCAAGUGUGGGAGCAUCAACGAUGCGAUACUUGUUUUUGAAGGAGUUAAGGAGAAGCUUGUGGGUGAGUGGACAGCGAUGAUUUAUGGCAUGGCAAUGCAUGGUUUUGGAGAGAGAUCAGUGGAAUUGUUUGAAAACAUGGUGGAAUCCGGUGUUAAGCCUAAUACAAUCACAUUUGUUGGUCUCUUAUCUGGUUGCACUCACGCAGGACUGGUUAAACAAGGAUUAAUGUAUUUUGACAGAAUGGAAUCAGAGUUUGGGAUUGAACCCACAGUUGAACACUUUGGUUGUGUGGUCGAUCUUCUAAGCCGGGCAGGAUUGAUUGCACAAGCCGUUAAGUUCAUGAACAAUAUGCCAUUGAAAGCUAAUGCUGCUAUGUGGGGUGCACUUUUAAACGCAUGUAGAGUUCACAAGAAUGUCGAAGUGGGAGAGUUAGCAGCCAGAUGGUUAUUGAGAGAAGAACCACGGAAUGCAGCAAUUUAUAUGAGUCUGUUGAGUUUGUACACAGAAGCUAAGAGAUGGGAUGAUGUUGUUAUGGUAAAGAGAGAAAUGAAGGAACUCGGUUCCAGGAAAAGUCCAGGUUGCAGUUUGAUUGAUGUUAAUGGUACUUCCUAUGAAUUUGUUGCUGGGGACAAAUCAUUCCCACCUGCAUUACAAAUUAGCUUACAAAUUGAUGAAUCAAUAAAGGAAGCAAAAGAAGAUUACAUUUAUAGGUGGGAUUGA